Molecule: messenger RNA, 399 nt
Organism: Haemonchus placei
Lineage: Eukaryota; Metazoa; Nematoda; Chromadorea; Rhabditida; Trichostrongylidae
Source: the annotation of a GenBank genome assembly
AUGGUUUGCCCGGAAGCCGUUUUUGCUUUCUAUCUUAACCGUGACCUCUACAACAAUACUGUCGGUGGAGAGUUGACUCUGUGUGGAAUCGACUCCACUCACUACCAGCGGCUCAACUCAGAGACCUAUUGGCAAAUACCACUAGGAGGGAUCAUCAUCAAUGGCCAGCAAAUUGUAUAUGGACCUGUCAACGCAAUCGUCGAUAGUGGUACCUCACUCAUUGCUGGGCCACCUGCACUUGUUCAAGAGUACACCGACGGAACGUGCACAUCUGGUUUCCAAGAAUUCCCAGAUCUGGCUGCCUCAAACACAUGGAUCCUUGGUGAUGUCUUCAUGGGCGCCUUCUACACGAUAUUCGACUAUGGAAACGCGCGUGUUGGAUUUGCAGUGUCAACAUAG